Notechis scutatus (mainland tiger snake) is the source of this 3349-nucleotide messenger RNA. It is a transcript of the gene UBE2J2, whose product is annotated as ubiquitin conjugating enzyme E2 J2. The record is from RefSeq and is a predicted model, not a curated record. NCBI's taxonomy places the organism in Eukaryota, Metazoa, Chordata, Lepidosauria, Squamata, Elapidae.
UUUAGUUGGGCCUGCCCUGGGCAGCCAUCUUGGAGGGUCGCGGUGGCCGGAGCUGGGCAGCCGCGUCUGAAGGAGACUAAGGCGCCGCCGGCUUGAGAAGCUGACUCCGGCGCCCAGCUGCCCUCCUCCCCCUUCCCCCGCCCCGAGCAAGAGGAUCGGAGCCUAGCGAAGAGCGAUGAGCAACUCCAGCAACAAGCGCGCCCCCACCACGGCCACCCAGCGACUCAAACAGGACUACCUGCGCAUCAAAAAAGAUCCAGUGCCUUAUAUUUGUGCUGAGCCCUUGCCAUCCAAUAUCCUUGAGUGGCAUUAUGUUGUACGAGGACCUGAAAUGACACCCUAUGAAGGUGGCUACUACCAUGGGAAGUUAAUUUUCCCCAGAGAAUUUCCUUUUAAACCUCCUAGUAUUUAUAUGAUUACACCAAAUGGAAGAUUUAAAUGCAAUACAAGGUUGUGUCUUUCCAUUACUGAUUUCCACCCCGACACGUGGAACCCAGCCUGGUCAGUCUCCACAAUCUUGACGGGCCUUCUUAGUUUUAUGGUUGAAAAAGGGCCCACUCUGGGCAGUAUAGAAACAACAGAAUUUACGAAGAGGCAACUGGCUUCGCAGAGUUUAGAAUUUAACGUAAAGGACAAAGUCUUUUGUGAAUUGUUUCCCGACAUGGUGGAGGAAAUCAAGCAGAAACAGAAGGCCCGAGAGGACCUCCACAGCCGGCCAACGGCUCUCCCACUUCCAGAUGUCAUCCCCGAUGGGGAAGCUCAUCACGGGCAGAACGGCCUGCCGGUUCUUAACGGGCACCCGCCUUUGGCGGCGGCCAACAACCCCCUUGGCCUCCAGCAAGCUAACCGCCACCACGGACUCCUGGGUGGAGCUUUGGCGAACUUGUUCGUUAUAGUGGGCUUCGCGGCCUUCGCCUACACAGUGAAGUACGUCUUGAGGAGCAUCGCGCAGGAAUGAGACGCUCUGGAGUUCUUCCUUCCUUCCUUCCUCCCAAGUCUGGAUUCUGAGACCAAAGUAACAGGAGUGGCAGGAAGGAAACAAAAGGAAGCAAAAACAUUUGGGACUCUGUGGGUCUCGUACUCCCGACUGUGGGCUUAACUGCUGUGAUGUGUACAGGGUUUUUUUCCCCCCCCCCCCCCCCCUUUUUUUUUUUAAAUUACUGGUUUGGCCCAUGGAAUUGGUUUCGUCGGAGGGGAGAGGAAACCCUGUUUGGGAUUGAAAAGGGUGGGAUGGAGCGAGGAAGAGGACAAACAUGCUGUCUCCCAAGAAAAGAAGAAGAAAAAGAAAAAUACGCUUUCUGAAAACAGGCAAAAAAAUUGUAGGGUCUAAAUUGACCGGCCUACAAAAUCCCCAUGUUUCUUUUCCUUUUUUCCUUUUUUCUUUUUCUUUUCUUUUCCAGUGCAGUCUGAAUCCGUUCUAACAAUCUUGGAGCUUUUGAGAACGUGGGCGGAAGCAUCCACUUUAAAGGCAACGUGGGGUUUGGGGCGAGAGAUAGGAGAUGGGGUGGGAGAACAUGGGCAGCCCUUGCCUGUUUUAAUACGGGUUGGUAACUGAGGAAGGGGGGGUAGAGGAAGAAGGGGAGCUCUCGUUUCCUUAAGAUUUCCCUCCCCUUAGAUCUCCUCGCUUGACGUGUUGGUGUCUGCUGCCGAACAGGUUCGCAGUGCGAGCAGGUGUUUGUGUGAACACUAGAUCCUCAAGGAAGCAUUUCCUCGUAAGAAGCUGGCAAUGCGGGAGAGUGAACUUUAAAAGUUCUUUUUAAAGUCGAGCCCAAACUCACCCCCAAAGUACAGUUUUUCUCCUUUUUUUAAAAAAAUUCUGGCCCCAUCAAAACUUGCCCAAUUGCUCUUUAAAGAGAGAGAGACAGAGAGACAGAGAGACGUGAGAAUUGAAUGGCCAGGUCUAACCAGCUCUCCUGGACCUUUUUGAUGAGCAUUUAAAAAAAAAAAAAGUUUAAAAGUUUGGUGUUCUGUGUUCUUUUUUUUUUUUCUUUUCCCCAAAAGGACCCCCGUUUGAUGACUUGGGUUUUGCAAUCAUGUUAUGUUUUGUAAAUUCAUCUCCAGGUUUUGCUGCUAUCAAGAGAAGGGAAAUGAAAGAGCUAAGCCCAGAUGGGUGGCGGAUAAAUUCCUUCUAGGUUUGACAACAACCACCCUCCCCCCCCACAAACACACCCAGGGGUGGGGUGAGAAAAAGACCCCGAUUUAUUCUCAAAUAAGCUGGACCUUUUAACAUUCCCCAUUCUGGGACAGGCAAAGAAACCCCAGAGUUAUGCUUCUGGAAUUAGUAGAAUGGUCCUGUCCAUCCAGCUUAUCUGGCCGGCUUGGGGUUACUGAUGCAUAUAUCUUCCCAUAGCCAAAAAAAGACAAGAAAAAAAGAGACCCCUGAGCCCAACCCAUUUAGCCUGGUUUUAUCAGCCCUCCUCCAUUGGUAUUGCCAAGGUUUGAAAGACCCUGUACUGCUAAAUACAUCUUUUAAAGCUUUCCUUUUGUUCGAAAGUAUUUUAAAGAUGAGAUUUCUGCUUUCCGUUAAGGUCGGAGUUAUUGGUUUUUAUUCCAAUUUUUGUAUAGCUUGCUUUUUCUCCUCCCCCUGGAACCCAUACACAAAAACAAAUUGGAAAAGUUUGACUUUACGGAACGAUAAUGGAGUAUCGACCGGGGAAAGGCAACUAGAAAGGAUUAAUUAAAUCCAUAAGCUGUUUAACUUAGACGAAGAAUGAAUUAAUCUGCUUUCAACCAAUUUCUCUGCCAGUAGGUGUGGUUUAGUUGUAAUUCUCCCAGUAGCUCUAUCAGUGAAACAGACAUUUGUUAAAAUAAAUCUUAUUGUCAGCGUAUGAAUGGGGCAGGGGGAGGAGAGAGAUGACUACGAUUGAAAAUAAUUUUAAGAAAGCCGCCUCAAUAUGCCAGACGCUGUUGUGGAUUACAUCUCCCGUCAUCCCUGGGCAACAGGGUUCAAGGACAAAUUGGAGAAGGGUACUCGGUUGGGGAGACUAAUUUAAAAUAUGUAUUUCCAUUUUUAGAAAUACUUCAGGGAUUGUGUGAUGUUCUCCCCAUCUCCCUCUUGUUGAAAUUUUGUUUGUGAUUUUUUUUCUCUUCUUCUUCUUCUAAAGCUUGGCCUUCUGUCCCAUGUUUUGCACCCGCAGUUUUCACAAGAUCUUAAUGUACAUAUUCAUGCAAAGGCAUUUCUUUCUACUUGAAAAAAAAAAGAAGCAACAGCAGCAUAGGUCACAUUCUUUAGUACCUUAAAGGGGUGGCAAAGAGGCCUGUUCAGGGGCACGUGACUUGGUUCACAAAUGGAGUUAAGCUUGGGUUUGUUUAACCAUAGUUCGUUGAAUAAAUCACUGUCUUGAGUUCA